Messenger RNA from Ornithorhynchus anatinus (platypus), 2127 nucleotides. Its product is annotated as NKG2-D type II integral membrane protein-like. The coding region runs from base 1349 to 1810 and encodes 153 amino acids. The record is from RefSeq and is a predicted model, not a curated record. The transcript has 7 exons. Lineage: Eukaryota; Metazoa; Chordata; Mammalia; Monotremata; Ornithorhynchidae.
GUUUCCUGGGCUGUCUGAUCGGAAGCUACACACAUGUGAAUUUCUUUCCACUGGUGUCUCAGUAUGUAUGCUACUCACAGGAUGGUCAGACGUGGGCAUCAGAACUUACUUACCUUUUGUGGGGGAUCCACGCAGAACUGGCAGGGGCAUCUCCUUUAAGGAUCUUCCCAACGAAACCCGAGAUGGACCUCAGAACUUCAUGAUUUCACAUGCACACAUCUUUCUUUGAAGGGACUGCACUCUCUUCUCGGAACAGAUGAGGUAACUGAGACACAGAGAAGUGAAGUGAUUUGCCCAAGAUCACACAACAAAGAUGAGCAAGCAGCAUGUAACCUACUCGGAGUUGAUCCAUCAAAAAUCACCCCAGCAGCAGCAAGGAAGACCUAAGAAACCCAAGAACGAAGAUGUCUUCAGGGAGCAGCAGGUGACCUACACAGAGUUGAGAAAUUCCAAGCUUUCUCAGCAGCAGCAGCAGCAGCAGCAUAGAAGAGCCAGGAAAGUACCAGCCCGAGGUCAUGAGGAGGAGGUGACCUAUACGGAGUUGAAAAAUUCCCAGCCUUCUCAACUACAGCAGCACAGAAAUUCUCAGGGCAUUAAACGUACCGGUGCAGCAAGUGAGUAGCAACUGAUCUACAUAGAGAUGACCCUCUACGGCUGUGUCCAGCAACCAGGCAAGUGUGAGGCUGGGUAGACCACAGGUAUGGCAGGUUAUGAGCAGCCUCACAGGGUCUCUGUGCAUGCUUCAAUGAAGGAAUCACUGCCGUGAAAUAAAGACUCUGCACGUGAGUGGCAAAGUGAUGUCAUGGGCCUGGUUAACCAUUUCCAGAUUCUUUGAGUGCCUGAUUCUGACAGCUAAUAUUAUAAACGAGAGUUGGGGUAUUUGUUAAGUGCUUGCUAUUGGCCAAGCACUGUGGCAGACGCAAUCCGAUCAGAUCAGAUAUAGUUCUUGUCCCACAGGGGACUCAUGAUAGAAAGGUAUUUAGUUUCUGAUUUACAGGCAAGAAAACUGAGACACAGAGAAAUUAAGUGACUUGUCCAAGAUCACACCGUCGGCAAAUGGCAGAACCAGGAAUAGAACACAGGUCUCCGGACUCCCACCCCUGAGGUCUUUCCGUUAGUCCACACUGCUUCUCAAGAAACUCGCAGAGUUCUUUCUUCUUCAGAGCUCUGUUCUCUUAUUGUUGGAGUCCCAGGCCUGGGGUUGUCCUAUUAAUUUCAGCCCAGCUGCUCCCUCAUGCCCAUCCUAUGACUCAAAGCAUCUUCUUCCUUCCUGACAGUUUCUCCAUCCAUCCCAUGGAAGCUUGUCACUGGGAUUCUGGGGAUCCUGUGCCUUGGGCUACUGGCUGCCAUGGAAUCUAUGACAGUCAGGAUUGUGAAGACAUGUGGCUUUCAAGAAGAUAACAACACUACCACAUCAAACCACAAUGUAGAAGGAUGUCACAGUGGUCCAUGUCGAGAGAACUGGGUAGCCUACAGGAACUGCCGCUACCUGUUCUCCAAGGAAUCGGCCUCUUGGGAAGGAAGCCGCACUGCCUGGGCCGCUCAGAACUCCAGCCUCCUGCAGAUAGACAGCAGGGAAGAGCGGGAUUUCUUGAAAUUAUUAUCUCUUUAUCACUGGAUAGGACUCUCUCUUUCCGAAAAUGAGAAGUCCUGGCAGUGGACAGAUGGCUCACUGCUAUCCUCUGAUCUGUUGGAGGUUCAUCUGUCAAAUACCCGCUGGACCUGUGUACUUUCACAUCCAGGAAAUGAAGUAUAUGCGAAAAACUGUUCAUUGGAUGAGAGAUAUAUCUGCAAAUCUAGCAGCUGUUAGCCCCUUUCUUGGGAAUUCAUGGAAAUCAGACCGUUACCCAUUUCAGAACGGACACUCGCAGCAAAGAAAAUCUGAACUCUCUUGCCCGUGUUCCCUUCCCGCUGCUAUUUCCUUCUCCUCCUCACUUUUGCUACCAACUACUUUGGGUCACCCAAGCAAGGAGAUGAGAUUGAACCCAUUCCCCCAUCUCAGCGGAGUUAAUCACCCACCAAUUGGAGCUCCUUCUUAGUGACCCUAACCGCCAAUCUCACUCCCUGAGAAUUUGGACAAAGUGAGUCCUAGUCCAUUAGUGUCAUUAAAACAUUGAUUGCUGUUAA